Molecule: messenger RNA, 300 nt
Organism: Macrosiphum euphorbiae (potato aphid)
Lineage: Eukaryota; Metazoa; Arthropoda; Insecta; Hemiptera; Aphididae
Source: the annotation of a GenBank genome assembly
AUGGUGUCAAAUAAAUGCUGUGUAAAUGGAUGUCACGAGAGUUCCAAAACAAUUUUUGGCAUCCAUAUUAAAGAUAUUGCUGUAUGGGAAAAAUCUUUAGGUACACAACUAACCAGUGUAUCUAGAAUGUGUGCUAAAAAUUUUAAAAGUAGCGACAUAAUUAAUACUUGGGUGUCUGGAAAUGGCAACGAUAAAUACUCUAUUUGUUUAAAAAAACCAAGGCUGAAAACUGGAGCUGUACAAACUAACAUAAAUAAUAGCGAUCAUGAGAAAGUUAGUUAUUUUAGUGAAUACUUAUAA